CCUCAAUACACUACCAUGCAACUGCAAGGAAACAAACAAAACACAUCUAAGCAAAGCAAAACAUUGCAAUGGCUUCUGCUCAGUGUGAGAAACCCAAAACCACAGUUGAAGUUAGCCAAUCAAAAUGCCACAACAAACCCAAUGCCACAGUUGAAGCUAACCAUCCAAAAUGCCACAACAAACCCAAUACCACAGUUGAAAUGUGCCAACCCAAAAGCCAACACAGUUCGUUCAGCCAAAAGUUAUCUGAGAUAACUAGCAAGGCUUUCAAAGGGCACCAAGCCCGUCAUGGCAACAACCAAAAUCAACUUCAGUGCUAUAGCCAAACUCAGGUUGAGUCGCAGGGCCACAAUGGAACCAAGACAGAGACUCACUCUUAUAGCCAAACUCAGACCCAACACGACAAAAAACAUGGAGUCUCCAAAACACAGAUCACAGUUACCGUGGUCCAAGCACAAAUCACCCAUACUAAUGAGAACCCUUCUCCUAAUGGUACCAUUACAACAUGUUUUGGAACUCAUGGGAAGAAGAAUGGAGAGCUGAACAAUAAGAAGGAUAUGAACUUGUUCCGGAGGUUUAAGAAUGGUAUGUCCCACCAUAACAACAAUGAAGGAGGAGGCAGCAGCAGUAGCAGUGAUAGCGAAAGUGACAAUGAGAAGUGUCCAAAGACAAAGAAAUGAAAUGAGCAGCUGCAAACAGGACGCAAAUAAACAAAGCUUGGUCAAGGAAAGGAAAGAAUAUCCUUACUAAUAAUCAGUGUGUUUACGAUUUGAUGAUGCUAUUCUUGUACCCAAUAUAGUUGGGAGAAAUAAUUUCAAUAUUUCACUUUGCUGUGUAUCUUAUGAUGAAUAAUAGAUGCUAUCCUAUGCUUUUGGAUUAAUGUUUGUAAAAUUGUUUGACGAAACUUAAUUAUGCAAAAUUGAUUUUA
Molecule: messenger RNA, 928 nt
Organism: Cajanus cajan (pigeon pea)
Lineage: Eukaryota; Viridiplantae; Streptophyta; Magnoliopsida; Fabales; Fabaceae
Source: RefSeq, a predicted model, not a curated record